GCCUAGUUAAGGUCCCGGAUUCUGUAAAGUCAUUGUUCUAGUUCAUUCGCAUGUCUGCAAAGCGCCACAGGUCAGCGAGGGGCUUCUUUGAUCCUGUCGCCAAUGGCCUUCGGCCAGACUUCAGACUGACUCGCUUCACCAAGUUGAAGGGAUGAGGGUGCAAAGUCCCUCAAGAAGAGCUGCUCAAACUUUUGGAGGGACUGAAUGCACCGAUUAUAAAUGGGGACGGUGAACACAUUGGAGUUGGCUUGGAUAGCUGUGUCAUGCCUACACGCCAUCGGGGCCUCUCUCUGAUCCAGACAACUGAUUUUUUCUAUCCAUUGGUGGAAGAUCCAUAUGUGCAGGGCCAGAUUGCUUGUGCCAACGUACUCAGUGACUUGUAUGCCAUGGGAGUCAAGGACUGUGACAAUAUGCUUAUGUUGCUAGGUGUCAGCACUGAUCUGAGUAAACCAGAGAGGGACGUGGUUGUCCCAAUGAUGAUUGCAGGAUUUCGAGAUUUGUGCGAGGAGGCUGGCACAAGUGUCAAUGGCGGUCAGAGCGUCUUAAAUCCUUGGUUUAUUAUUGGUGGAGUUGCAUCCAGUGUUUGUGCCAGAGAGGAAUUUAUUAUGCCUGACAAUGCUCAGGUAGGAGAUGUCUUGGUGCUGACAAAGCCAUUGGGAACACAGAUAGCAGUCAAUGCUCAUCAGUGGAUUGAGAAUCCUGAAACAUACCAGAAGGUUUCCCAUGUGAUCUCAAAAGAAGAUGUCGUCAAGGCAUAUAGUAUCGCCAGUGACAGUAUGGCACGUUUGAACCGAACAGCAGCAGACAUGAUGCAUAAACAUGGAGCUCAUGGUGCUACAGAUGUGACUGGGUUUGGAUUGCUCGGACACGCCACAAACCUCGCUAAAAUGCAAAAAGCAGCAGUUGAUUUUGUCAUCCAUUCACUACCAAUCAUUAUUGGUAUGUCCGAAACAGCCAAAGUGGCUGCUGAGAGAAUAUUUGACUUCAAACUACACAGUGGAUCGUCAGCCGAAACUUCCGGUGGACUCUUUGUUAUAAUGCCAAAGGAGAAUGCCGAAGCAUUCUGUAAGGACAUGGAGGCAGCAGAUGGUUGGCCAGCUUGGAUUAUUGGAGAUGUUGUGAAAGGAAGUCGCACAGCAAGGAUAAGUGAGCCAUAUUCGGUAAUAGAAGCAGACAUCAAGUAGUUUAAAUAAUGGGACCGAGAAGCUAGCGGGUAGAGAACUACAAGUGAGGACCGGAUGUGGAGCAGCUCAUCUGGUUCUAUCAAAUUGUAGACUAAUGCCAAUAACAGGUCUGGAUAAUGAUACCAAGUCUAGAAAGUCUUGUAAGACAUGGACUUGGUUGAUGGCAACCAGGCAGUUUUGGUCUAACGAACAUUUACACAAUUCAAUAAUAAAUUGGAUUCUCACGUGA
This is a messenger RNA of Corticium candelabrum, 1413 nucleotides long. Its product is annotated as inactive selenide, water dikinase-like protein. Bases 264 to 1184 code for a protein of 306 amino acids. Lineage: Eukaryota; Metazoa; Porifera; Homoscleromorpha; Homosclerophorida; Plakinidae. Gene Ontology annotation, cellular component: cytoplasm. The record is from RefSeq and is a predicted model, not a curated record. The transcript is spliced from 18 exons. Gene Ontology annotation, biological process: L-selenocysteine biosynthetic process. Gene Ontology annotation, molecular function: ATP binding; selenide, water dikinase activity.